UUUUUAGGGUUAGGGCUCAACACACACACAGAGGUUUUGAAGGAAGAAGAAGGUAUAAAGAGAGAAGAAGAAUGAGGAAGAGACAAGUAGUUGUGAGAAGAUCAGAAGAUCCACAAAGAAGUGUAGUGAAAUAUGGAGAGUGUCAGAAGAAUCAUGCAGCUAAUGUUGGAGGUUAUGCUGUUGAUGGUUGUAGAGAGUUCAUGCCAAGUACAAAUGGUUCUCUCACUUGUGCUGCUUGUGGUUGUCACAGAAACUUUCACAAAAGAGAAGUUGAAGUUGUUUCUGAGAGUUCUUCACCUCAUUCAAAUGGUACUUGAAACUGUUUCAUAACUAUACCUUAUAUGGUAUUCUUGUAAUAUAUUUGUGUUUUGCUUGUGUUAUAUAUAUAAGACUUGUUUGGUAUUUUAGUAUAUAUAUUAUUAUAUACUAAAUUUAUCUUUCUAGAGUGAAAGUAUAUAUAUAUUUUUAUGUGGUUUUGAAGGUUGAUUUAUGUAAAGGGUAAAAAAGGAAAAGUAAUUCAUGAUAUGUUUUUGGUUUUGAGAAGAGAAAAGUGCAAAGUUUUGCUAA
Messenger RNA from Medicago truncatula (barrel medic), 567 nucleotides. RefSeq names its product mini zinc finger protein 2. Lineage: Eukaryota; Viridiplantae; Streptophyta; Magnoliopsida; Fabales; Fabaceae. The record is from RefSeq and is a predicted model, not a curated record. The transcript is spliced from 2 exons. Gene Ontology annotation, biological process: regulation of DNA-templated transcription; regulation of developmental process. The coding region runs from base 72 to 317 and encodes 81 amino acids. Gene Ontology annotation, molecular function: DNA-binding transcription factor activity; transcription cis-regulatory region binding. Gene Ontology annotation, cellular component: nucleus.